AAAAACACUACACAAUAAAACUGCCAAAUGCAGCCACUCUGCCACUGAGUUGGAGUCGCCGCACUCAUAUCAACGCUUCCAGAGUUCGUCGUCAGCAACCACAUACGGUGAGAAACUCCGUCCACCACAAUUUACCUCCGCCUAUUUUCAAUUUAGAAGAAAGUCAUGGCAAUGAACCAUGUAAGGUCCGUUAGAUGCAUUCUUAGCACCAAAGAAGCAGUUGCGGUUGCAUAUCAACGAACUUAUGCGACUGGUAAAGCAAAGAAAGGAUCGAAAGGGGGUGCAGCUGUCGAUGGACCGAAAGCGUCUUCUCUCAGCAAAGAAGUCAAGGCAAGUACCGUUGUAGGUGGCAACAUUCUCAAGGAAGGAACCGAUCCAAAAGUCCUGCCUGACUCUGAAUACCCAGACUGGUUGUGGCAUCUGCUUGAUAAGCGCCCCGCGCUAAGUGAGUUACGUAGGAAGGAUAUCGAUACACUCCCUUAUGAAGAUCUUAAACGCUACGUUAAGCUUGAUAAUCGAGCUAGGAUCAAGGAGAAUAACUCUCUCAAGGCUAAGAACUAGUUCAAUGUCAGAAAGAGAAUUGGGGGAUGGGGUGGUUUAAAGAUCAAACAGUGUUAGAGGUAUUUCCUUUUCGAGUUUUUCGUGGUUCUCAGUUUUGUGAGAUUCCUUAGUUAUUAAUUUACAUUUGUGCAAAUUGUUGAAUGGAAACAACACCUAAUAUUUGUUUCAUUUAGGACUUCUGUUUUUUCCCCUGCUACUAUUCAGAUUGUUUUGACCUGGGAUGUUUAGUAGAUUAAAGUCUAUUAAAUUUUGUUGAUUAAAUAGAACAUGUCACUAUUUACUUUUU
Molecule: messenger RNA, 847 nt
Organism: Lathyrus oleraceus (garden pea)
Lineage: Eukaryota; Viridiplantae; Streptophyta; Magnoliopsida; Fabales; Fabaceae
Product: 54S ribosomal protein L37, mitochondrial
Exons: 2
Coding region: 166-561 (131 amino acids)
Cellular component (GO): mitochondrial large ribosomal subunit
Molecular function (GO): structural constituent of ribosome
Source: RefSeq, a predicted model, not a curated record